Messenger RNA from Colletotrichum higginsianum IMI 349063, 1341 nucleotides. Its product is annotated as Major facilitator superfamily transporter. The transcript is spliced from 4 exons. The coding region runs from base 1 to 1341 and encodes 446 amino acids. The record is from RefSeq and is a predicted model, not a curated record. Gene Ontology annotation, biological process: transmembrane transport. NCBI's taxonomy places the organism in Eukaryota, Fungi, Ascomycota, Sordariomycetes, Glomerellales, Glomerellaceae. Gene Ontology annotation, cellular component: fungal-type vacuole membrane. Gene Ontology annotation, molecular function: transmembrane transporter activity.
AUGGAUCCCGAAAAGGGAACCCCAAGCCCUGUCUACCAUGGCGCGCCGCCUGAGUUGAGGCAAGAUGGACACGAAACAGAUCAUUCAAGCGACGGCCCGUCGACCAGCCCGGCAACGAAGCCGGACGAGCAAACGUACGACGACCGAAAAGCGUGGAUCACGGUUGCGGCCUCCUCUUUGACCAUGUUCGUCUACCUCGGAGUCGUCUACUCUUGGGGCAUCAUGCAAGUCAGGCUCGUCGAGACGACCGGUUCGAGUCUGACGACCCUGACGUUCGUCGGCUCCCUGGCGACCUCUUUCAUGAUUUGCUUCAGCAUCGUCUCGGACAAGAUCGUUUGCCGCAUAGGAUACCGACUCGCCGCGUUGGUCGGCGGUGUCUUCAUGGGUCUCGGCGAGGUUCUUGCCAGUUUCACGACCCAUCACGUCGUCGCGCUGUUCUUCCUGCAUGGCCUCGUCUUCGGCCUCGGCGGUGGAUUGAGUGUUUUUUCGGUCUCCACUGCUCCGAUGAGCUUGUUCAAGAGACACAAAGCCCUGGCGAUGGGGUUCGUCUUCGGCGGUGGCAGCCUGGGCUCUGCGGUCAUGAGCGUCGUGACCAAUUUCCUCGUCAGGGAUCUUGAUGUCGCCUGGACGUUCCGCAUCCUUGGGUUCAUCCUCUGGGGGGUGUCCAUCCCUGCGUCAUUUUUCCUCCCUAGAAGCCCCGGCUCUGGGAACAAGUCUUCUCGUCAACUCCAGUGGUACCGCUUCAAGCAACCUCGCUUCCUCUUGCUAGUGGGAGGCACCGUCUUAGCUUGUUUCCCACUCUUCAUCCCGCCCUACUUUGUCCCGAUCUUCUCGAGAUCAAUGGGCUACUCCAAGGAGACGGGGAUUAUUAUCUUGGCGGCCUGGAACCUGGCUUCCACCUUGGGGCGUAUCUUGGCGGGCUGGGUCGCGGACACACUGCUGGGUCCCGUCGAGAGCCUGGCGAUCUGCAUCCUCUUCAUGAGCCUCAGCUCUCUUAUUGUCUGGCCGCUCUCGACCUCCAUCGGGAUAUUUGCCGUCUACCUCAUUUUCAACGGCAUCGGCUGCGGUGCAUUCUUCAGCCUGACGCCCAUUGCGAUCAGCGCCACAUUCGGCGGCGAGAACACGCUCAGCAUCAUCCCGGUGGUUUGGACGACGUGGUUUUGCGGCUUCUUUUUCGGUACGCCGAUUGCUUCCGGACUCUACUCUCUCUCGGGAGACACCGAAGGUCUCGAGAGUUUCAGACCGGCUGCGUAUUAUGCCGGUGCUAUGGCAAUGGCUGGAUUCGCUUGCGUGUUGGGCAUACGGUUCGCCCGCAAGGCAGAGAUGGCGGUAAAAGCGUAG